This is a messenger RNA of Meleagris gallopavo (turkey), 5874 nucleotides long. The record is from RefSeq and is a predicted model, not a curated record. NCBI's taxonomy places the organism in Eukaryota, Metazoa, Chordata, Aves, Galliformes, Phasianidae.
UUAUUUUUUUUUUCUUAUUUAUUAGAUCUAGGACUCUUCUCUACUAAGACAUUGGUAGAAGCAAAUAACGAACACGUAGUAGAAGUGAGGACACAACUACUGCAGCCAGCAGAUGAAAACUGGGACCCCACUGGAACAAAGAAAAUCUGGCGUUGUGAAAGCAGUAGAUCUCAUACAACAAUUGCUAAAUAUGCACAGUACCAGGCCUCCUCAUUCCAGGAGUCUUUAAGGGAGGAAAAUGAAAAAAAGAGUCACCACAAGGACCACUCAGAUAAUGAAUCCACAUCUUCAGAUAAUUCUGGGAGGAGGAGAAGAGGACCUUUUAAAACAAUCAAGUUUGGGACCAACAUUGACCUGUCAGAUGACAAAAAGUGGAAGUUGCAACUCCAUGAACUGACAAAACUUCCUGCUUUUGUACGUGUGGUAUCAGCAGGAAAUCUUCUAAGCCAUGUUGGUCAUACCAUCCUGGGCAUGAACACAGUGCAGUUGUACAUGAAGGUUCCAGGAAGCAGAACACCAGGUCAUCAAGAAAACAACAACUUCUGUUCAGUAAAUAUAAAUAUUGGUCCAGGUGACUGUGAAUGGUUUGUUGUUCCUGAAAGCUAUUGGGGUGUCAUGAAUGACUUUUGUGAAAAGAACAAUAUGAAUUUUCUAAUGGGAUCUUGGUGGCCAAACUUGGAGGAUUUGUAUGAAGCCAAUGUCCCAGUUUAUCGAUUUAUUCAAAGACCAGGGGAUUUGGUGUGGAUAAAUGCUGGCACUGUUCACUGGGUUCAGGCUAUCGGCUGGUGCAACAACAUUGCUUGGAAUGUUGGCCCUCUUACAGCCUGUCAAUACAAAUUGGCAGUGGAACGGUACGAAUGGAAUAAACUGCAGAGCGUGAAGUCCAUAGUACCCAUGGUUCAUCUUUCAUGGAAUAUGGCUCGAAAUAUCAAGGUCUCAGAUCCAAAGCUUUUUGAAAUGAUUAAGUAUUGCUUGUUAAGAACUCUCAAACAGUGUCAGACACUGAGGGAAGCUCUGAUUGCUGCAGGAAAAGAGAUUGUCUGGCAUGGGCGAACAAAGGAUGAGCCAGCUCAUUACUGUAGCAUUUGUGAGGUGGAAGUCUUUGAUCUGCUUUUUGUCACUAGUGAGAGCAAUUCUCGAAAGACCUAUGUUGUACAUUGCCAAGACUGUGCACGAAAGAUAAGCACGAACCUGGAAAAUUUUGUGGUGCUAGAACAGUACAAAAUGGAGGACUUGAUGCAAGUCUAUGAUCAAUUUACAUUAAGAUCACCUGGAGACCAUAACUGGAUCAGAUGGAGAUGGGAAGAAUCAGGACAGUGAAGCUUGGAGAAACUAGCACCAGGUUCAAGAGCAUCUCUAAUACAUUGGUUGUGGUAUGAAGUCAGUAUAGCAGCAGAGCAUCCUAUGCACUGAGACCCCUUCCUCCCCCUCCCCUUCCUACCCUCUUCCAAAUCAGCACUCUCCUUCUGCUUAGCAAGUGGAUGCUCUCAAACAGUUCUGUCUUUGGCUUGGGGCCUCCUUUGCAUUUCAAUUUAAAGCAAAAAGCCACUUUGCCAUUAUAGCUUUGUGCUAUAUAUGGCAGCCUCCUGCUUUGAACUGUGUCAGCACAACUGUCCUAACGUUUCACCCAGGUUUCGUUGUUUCAGGCAAAGAUGGCUUGUUUGUAAUCACAGUGAAAGCGAUGCUGGAUUUAUUUAUGAUAAGCCUUGCCUUUCUGUCAAAGCAGACAAACAUUGGACAAAGCGUUCUGAGAAUUUCAUGUUGCAUUAAAUACAGCAGCCCAGAAACAGCUGUGCCUUUUUGAUUCAUUUCCAGGUGCUGCAGAAAGUGUAUGUUUAGACAAUUAUUUCAUGUUAUACAGGCAUGAUAAGUUGCAACCUUUGAGCUAAUGCCUCGAGGUUCACCAGCUGAGGCUGGUGAGAACACAGGACCGUGUCCUCUGAACUUAAUUCUUUUCAUUGGUUCAGCAAAGCCUGAGAUGGCUGAACUUGUGUUCACUCUUUUAGAAGCCCAUUGUUAUUACAGUUGGUAAAAUACUGCAAUUCUGAAGUGAUAAUAUGUUGCAAAAACAGCAUCUAAAUAAACACCUAUUCUCAGAUACACCAUCCGAGUGGAAUGGGCAAGAACAUUUUUGUAUGGAAAAGAGGGAGGAAUGAGGGAGAGUGGGAGGGGUAUGUUUUUGUCUGUAUCAUUAUAUAGGUAAUUGUAGUAGUGCAACUGUGCCUAGAACAAGGGUUCUCAACCUGUAAACAGCUCUUUGCCCCACCAGAGCCUACACCUGCAGUGCUAAAGAACAUUAAAAAUUGUUGCAUAGUGAAAUUUAUGCACGGUAUCACUUUUUAAAAAGGUUUAUAAUUUUGAUUGAGAGGAGUCAUAACCUACAGAAGAGGGGUUGAGGUUUGUGGCACAUCACAAUACAAAGAUAAUCUCAGAUGGCAAAGGUGGUGUAGGACUAACAGGCUCGAUGCUUGGGGUAAAGUAUCAGGAGUAAAUACAGGAAUUACGUAGAAUUAGUAUUGCAUAGUUGAGUACUGAAGUGUGAUUUACAGUGUCUUUAGAGACAGGGCAGCUUCUUGAAGGGAUUCCUCAUCAUGGCAGGACUGAUGUGUAGGAAAAGAGAAGAGGAGGUGCCAUCAGAAGUUCAGUAUUUUUGGUGAUAAUGCCGCAAAGAACAAUACUAGGGAAUAGAUAUCUUCUAGACCUUCACUCUUAAGGCACUAAUUAAUGAUGAUUGAAAAUAAAUAAAGAGAUAAAUAAAAGCUCUGUCCCCAUAUCAGAGAAUCUUGAUCCUUUCCACAGAUAACCUCAGGGCUAUAUGUUAAUGUUUAUGUAGCGAGGAAGUAAAAUGCAACCUGCAUGGUAUUUGGAGAGCCACAAAGGGAUGACCCACCCAUUCUCCUGGCUAAACAGGUUGAGAAUCCCUGUUUUAGAGUAUAUAAAGAUUCAUCUACUAUAAGCCCACUUGGAGCUCUUUUCUGCCUCAGCGGGACUUGUUUUGGCAGCUCACAUAGUAUCAACUCAAGAUAUCCCCACAGUGUGAUCCAAUGUGCAGUAUAGGCAAAAUCCUAACACAGAGUAGUUGAAUAAGUUGGAAAAAAAAAUGCUGAUACCCACUGGACAAAGUCUCAGUGUAUAAAAACCAUAGUGUUUGACCUCAAACUGUCAUGCUCACCAUUUGCACAGAUUUUGGUUAAACAGCUGAAUUCUACACCUUUGUAGAAAAGGUAAUUUAAUGUUUUCUUUUUCAGGCUCCUCCAUUGCCAUCCUCUUCAUCUUGACAUUUUUUCAUGGACAUUAAAUGAAAACUUUUCUGAUAUUCAGGAAGUGACCCAGUUCUGCACCACUGAUUUUUGUAGCUAUCCCGUAAGGCUGCUGGCUGAAAGCUGUGUCUAUGCAACCUUCCAAGUGCGGAGUGUCAACCAACUGGACAGGAGAGAGCACUGCCUCCUACUCCAGAACUCAAAACAAAUAAAGCUCAUCCAGCUGUACUUCAAAAAAAUAAUUCCAUGUUUUGUAUAUAUCUGACAAAACUGGCAACAUUAUACAGACUACUGACUUGAAGACCACCUCUUUUGUAUUUUCUCUGUUUCUGGGCUGAUGAGUUGGUUUCAUCCGUUUUUCCCCUUCAGAAUUUCCCUUGGAAAAAGUACUAGCUUAGCUGGUCAUUUCUUUGUAAGGUAGUUAGAAAUUUUAAGUCUUUCUUUGGGCAAUUUUUUUUUUUUUUAUUUAAAUUGUGAAGAGUUAGGUGAUAUAAAUUUUUUACUGCUUUUAUGUUUUUCUGUCUUGUUUUGAAACCAUGACGGUUACACUUUUGGUUCCUAAAUAAAAUUUAAAACAAUUAACAGCCAAGUCACAAAGAUAAAUGGGUUGCACAUAGACUAAGGAAUAAACUUCAGAUUUGUGAUUUUUGUUUCUAAUCUUGAUGUAAAUUUACACUAUUUAUAAAUACAUAUUUAUUGCUUGAAAAUAUUUGUGAAUGGAAUGCUGUUAUUUUUUCCAGAUUACCUGCCAUUGAAAUUUUAAGGAGUUCUGUAAUUUCAAACACUACUCCUAUUACAUUUUCUAUAUGUAAAUAAAACUGCUUAGCAUUGUACAGAAACUUUUAUUAAAAUUGUUUAAUGUUUAAAGUUUUUCUAUUGUUUGAGUUUUAAAAAGAUUUUAUGUACAGUGCCCAGUUUUUGUUCUUUUUUUGAAUCUGAUUAUAUAUAUUUUAUAUAUACUCUUGUGCUUGUGUAUAUAUAUAAUAUAUAUAGAAACUCAAAUAUAAAUAUGUGUAUAAAGAUUUAGAGACUAAAUUUUUCUCGUUUUAAGUUUUACAUCUAUGGUAGAUUUGAGGUGUCUACUGUAAAGUAUUGCUUACAAAAGUAUGAUUAUUUUUAAAGAAAUAUAUGGUAUGUAUCCUCAAGACAUAAAAUGACCUUCAGACUGGUUUAUUGUUAAAUUGCACUUUUUGCAAUAACAGACCAAUAAAUAGUUGCUGCCAAAACGUAGUAGUAGAAAAUAAGUAACAGCUAAAUUUUAAAGCUCUUCAAGAAAAUGCCGGGUUUGACAGGAAGUUUGGCACUAGUUUCAGAGGAGAAAUGGAAAAGGUGAAUUUAAGUUUGGGUGGGGAUGGUAUCUAGAAUUCAACCAAAUCACAACUUAUGUAUUACGGUAUGUUCUAUUAACGAUUUAAAAAGUUAAGACUCAAUCACCUUGGCGUCGUUGUUGACCCAAAAAAAGGACAUUGUUGUGGUAUUCUAUUGUAUUUUCACAUAUUUUGUAAUACAAACUCACUGGUAAAUUUUUGAAGCACUAGGUUUAUCUAGGACAAGUUUAUAAUAUAUCAUUGUAACAGUUUGCAGUUUUAAUUAUGGUAUUUAUUUUAAGUUGCUCCUUUCUCAUUAGCUUCUUGAAAAUGCAUUAAAUCUAAAUUUCAAAAUUGAUAGCUUUCUUAUCGAUCAGAGUUGACUGAUGCAGGAGGUUCUGCAUCAAACGAUUUCUCAUAAUUUCUCAUUAGUGGGGUAUGUUAGUGAUUGCAUUGUUAAAUUUUUUGUAAUCGAUGUGAAGUGUUAAAGGCACAGAGCAUGCUGAUAGUUUAUUUUGAACAAAAAGAAUUGCCUCUUACAUUUGUAGCUUCAAAUGAAGGGUGUUUUAAUGAAGAAUCAGUAUACAGCUUGUCUACUGCUGUUACAACAGUUUAACUAUAGUUACAAAUGACUUUUUUUGCUAGUUCUUAAAACAGUUGGGCAAAAGGUUAUGGGGAUUGAAGAAAAAUAUAACAAACGCUCUUGCCAGCAAAAUUAUCAACUAGCAGUUAGGAAGCCAGUAUUUACAGUUCUGUAAAGAUGUAAGUCUCAGCUCUUGAUAACAAACUCUACAAAUCAUAAUUUUUUACUUAUGUAUUUUAUGCAGUCAAAAAUAUUGUAAUCUUGACAAACCAUGCUGCAACUGAAAAGCUACUCCUUUACAGUAGUCUUAAACCCAAAUAAAAGCAAGAUAACUUACCUCAACUAAUGGCAAACAGAAAGUCCUCGUUUCUCAGUGCUAUGAAGAAGAGUAUUGCUAACUAGGGAAAGAGCUACCGCAUGCUGAUCAAAAGGGCUGUGUACCUUUCCUCCCCUUUGGAAAAGAGGAUAUCCCAUUACCAAGGGAAGAAAAAUUGUGUUUCACCAAUGAACAAGUAGACCAAAUCAGUUGAACAUCAGGCAGUAUUGUUCACUCUGCAUGAAGGUUUUGUCAUGGAUUUGAAUUGCUGCAGGGCUUUAAUAUUUUGCAGUUUUAAUACUUCUUAAUUACACUAUGCUCCUAAACUAUGGACAGUUUUGAACUAUAAGCUGCUAUGAUUUAGAAUGCUUUUGUUUCAUUUUAUUAAAAAAGCACAAGUUAAUAUUU